AUGACCAGCGAAUCUGUUCAGCCGGGUCUUACUCCGCUUUCACAUCUCAAGGCCGUGCCUACUACUUCCAGCUCCAAGCCAGUCGCAUUCAAAGACUCGUCCAUUUUGCAGGCAUCUCCUCAGCUUCGACAUCGGUCUCGAUUAUCAAAAAAUGUCAAUCGUGAUGAGCCGGUUAGCGCGACCAGUGACAAGGCAACUGUUGCAUUGAUAAGACGCGUUCUUUGUUCGCAGGCGGGCAAUCAAAGCGGAGGUGCUUCAACCCCACAGCCAUUGGAAGAACUGUUGCCUCCUUUGACGAGUUCAAAUGAAGUUGAUCUUCAACUGUAUGCAUUAAUCGCUAUCAUUAUCAAGGAAUUCGUCUUCUCAUGGUAUUCGAAAAUCACAUCGGAUCAGAACCUCGUCAAGGAAGUCAUUCAAGUGAUCGCGCACUGUACUCGUGCUCUUGAGCAGAGGUUGCGUGAAACUGACAUUGCACAGUUGAUCUUGGAUGAGAUUCCUGGUCUAAUAGAGGCGCAUAUAAUAUGUGAGAUAUCCCCCUAUGGCAGCUGGCCGGUCUUCUAUACUCACGCGCGAAAUUACUUUGUAGCGUACAGGCUGGCCCGCGAUGAAAGUACACUAUCCGGACUCUCUCCCUCUGUUCGCGAGACAUACCAUGCCUUACAUCCACAUCCGAGUCUUUCACCAAUCCCAGAUUCCUCGGAUAUGCGGACUAUUGCGAAACAACGCGAGAACGAGGCAAUAUACCGGCAGUUGCUGGUCCAUGGAAUGUUGGCUAUUCUACUCCCGACGGAGGAUUUGGAAAAUGCCCCUCUACGGACCAUUAUCGGUGACAUACUAGCAGAUUUGAUACUUGGGAACGCAGUCAGCGAAAAGAUGUGUCAGGGAUGGUUCUUGUGGGAGACUACCACCAAGCUCCUAUCGACAGCAGAACGACUUGACGAACGUGAGGAGAACACGGCAGAUAGUCACCAGCAGGAUCGCCUACACAGAUUCGGCCUGCUCAAUGUCAACGAUGAUCCCAAGUCGGACCAAUCGUCUUCACAGAUUCGCUCUUUUGGACAAGCAUGGCUAUGGAAUAUCCUGCAAUAUCUGUAUCUGACAUAUACUGCUCUUCAAUUCAUCGUGACGGGACUUUUUCGCGUGAUGACAAAUGCCAAAGCGAAUGUUUCGUCAGCUGCUACAACGCCAGGAAAUUCCGAGAGCGGGAAAUUGGCUCCCAUGGGUGGCACAUCGACGAAGCGCCCUAUUCUCAAUUAUCGAAUCUAUAGUAUGGUUUCGCAAAUGCUGGACAUUCCUCGGAGAAUGCCAUGGCUGGCAGGAUCUCUCUCGCUUUUCCAAUAUUUGACUUUGGCGGGACCGGGCAAAUUGGGCGAGACCGGCAGUGUCCUUGACAGGUGA
Aspergillus fischeri NRRL 181 is the source of this 1398-nucleotide messenger RNA. Its product is annotated as PXA domain-containing protein. Gene Ontology annotation, molecular function: phosphatidylinositol binding. The transcript has a single exon. Lineage: Eukaryota; Fungi; Ascomycota; Eurotiomycetes; Eurotiales; Aspergillaceae. The record is from RefSeq and is a predicted model, not a curated record. Gene Ontology annotation, cellular component: late endosome; extrinsic component of endosome membrane; early endosome. The coding region runs from base 1 to 1398 and encodes 465 amino acids. Gene Ontology annotation, biological process: early endosome to late endosome transport; endosome to lysosome transport; protein targeting to lysosome.